This is a messenger RNA of Porites evermanni, 12164 nucleotides long. The record is from the annotation of a GenBank genome assembly. Lineage: Eukaryota; Metazoa; Cnidaria; Anthozoa; Scleractinia; Poritidae.
AUGAAACCAGCCCAGCACACGCUUUUUCGAGAUCAAGUGAGCACCCUUGUGGAGUGGUUUGCAAACUGGAAUGAAUGUGAACAGACAAUUGCGUUAUACACUCUGCUCAAACGAAUUUCCACCAUUCAGGCACGAUUUCUGUCUUUGAUAUUGGAGCACACGUUUCGCGACGAUUCCCGUGAAGUUCAAAUGAUGCAAUGGCGCGCAAACGACAAAGGUAAACUGUAUGGCUCACGUGGGGGCGUUUUUUGUUUUGUUUACUACGACUAAGUUUGUACAAUUGUAGCGUAAUAUUCCUGGGAUAAUUUACUCGAUGACGAAAAGUCUGUCAAAGGCGCGAAAGAAAUCACCCUUUACCAUUAACACGCUAUCGUGAAAUUCAGUGUCUUUCUUUUCGAUCGCCUCUUGAAUGCAGCUAAAUUAAAUACGCAAACACUUUUUGCAUGUAUUUCUCACGUAUUUCAUUUUAUACAACAGUGGUUAUUUUCAAAAUUUCCGGUUCAGUGUGGAAAGAAAAAGGGCAGUUUUCUUUUCCGCAGUCAACUCUAAACAAUAACUCAUCAAGCUGUUUUCUUUCCUUGUUCAUCCUAAAAAAGUAAACGCAAUAAUUUUUUGUUAGGCUUUUGAUGGACUGCUGCUAAAUAUAACGUUUACAACAUAAGGUAAGAAUUAUUCCACUUUCAAAAUACUAAAACUGAAAAGAAGAAAGAAACACAAAAAAGGUUAGACGAAAUAAUAAUGAAAAAGUCAAAUCAACAGAGCUCAAAACAAUAACAAAAAGUACGGCACAUUUGUCACCAUGUAUUCACUAAAUUACCUGAGAAUGUGAUAAUUUUCUAAGAUACUAGAACGGAUCAAAUUAAGGCAUCAGUCAAUUCCAGAUGUGACCAUCCCCCACCCAUCAAGGCACCUGCAGAACAUUUGCAUGCGUUUUUAGUCUUGGGAGGGAAGGGGGGAGGGGGUGGGGGUGGGGGUGGAAAAGCAAAUUUAGAACAGUCCAGGGUUCAGGGAUUUGCUUUGCCUAGACCCUGGGGCUUUUCACACACCCAUGGUUUCUGACUCAAAAACCAAACAUGGAAUACUGUAAAAUUCUGAAACUAGGCCCCUCCAUGUAUAAGCUGCUCCAAAUAUAAGUCCCCCAAACCAGUAACCCCCCCCCCCCCCCCUGGAGGCUUGUACUUUGCAAAUUUCCCUCAAACACAAAGUGCAACAAAAAAACCGGUAAAUUCACUUCCAACUAUAAGGCUAGCCCAAUCGAUUUUGAAACGCAAAUUCCCUCCGUAGAUAAGCCCCUCCAAAUACAAAAAAGGGCCUUUGAAAAAUAGAAGCCCCGGGGCUUAUUUUCGGAAUUUUAUGGUAUUUUAUUGGAUAGGACCACUGAAUAUUGACUUGUCUGUCAAGGACCUGGAUAAACUUGCUUGGAUUCUUUAAAGUUAUGAUUUCUCGAUUUUAUGCAUUUCCUUGUUUCUUAUUGAGCCACAACUUUAAGCAAUCACUGUGUAAAGCGAAAACUGGCUAAGUGUUGAUUGGAGACAAGCCAGGGGAAGGAGCCUUUGUCAUAUUCCUUCUUCUACACCACAGGGUUUUGGCAGCUCAGGUGGCUCCCCUUGACUAUUAAAAAAAAAUAAGUGGCUCCACCCCUGGGAAUUUGACAUCCAUCAAAAAAUUAUUAGAAAUGCCUGUGGGUCACCCUGGGGUAAAGGUGCAGCUGGAAUUUAGUAAUGUAUUGAUAUAAAAAUGAAUAUUUGUGUAAAAUACAGUUUUAAGUCCCUAUAGCAGGAUUGCAAAUAAUAUUUGCCUUCUCAGGAAGGACAUAAGUCUGACAAACUUGUAAUUAUUUUCCGACAAACCAAAAUAGCUGUUGAGCAUUCAUUUCAUUGAUUUUUAAUGUCUGUUCAGAGUCGGAGUCUGAGUUCUAAGCAGAGUUGUAAGAGCGAUUAUGACCCAGUGAAAAUUAAAAAAUCGGAGUCGUAAGUGAAGUCAUAGGCGUGACAGAGUGAGAGUCAGAAGAAUCAGAAUGUUUCUGUUUCUUCAGACUCCCGCUUAAGACUCUGUCGUUAAAUUCCAGUUAUGAUCUAGUGGACACCAGAUUGUCGGAGUCAGAAGCACAAGCGAAAGGAUAAACCAGUCACAAUUCCGGUUCCCAUGCUUUGUGAUUGGGUUAGUCUUCCCCUUCUGCUUCUGACUCUAACAAUCUGGUUUUCACUAGAUCGUAAGUGGAACGUGAGCGACAGAGUCAUAAGUGGAGUCAGAAUGCUGUUUUCACUAGCUCAUAAGCUCUACGCCUCUGAUUACUACUCGGACUCCGUGGCUAGUGAAAACCAGCCUUUAGUUUCAUAAUGAUGGUCAUUAACAUUUGAUUUGUCUGGUCUGACAUCAUGUCCGACUGGAGGUAGGACUUUGUCUGAUGACCAACUGUAAUUUUAAUCUUGUGUCUCAAGUCUAAAUGCCUUUCAUUUACAUGUAUUCUAAAGAAAUCCAUGUCUCUGUCAGCAUUCUACAUUUCUGCUGGUGGUUAUCUUCUUUGUCACAAAUCAAAUCCAUCUUUGUGACAUUUUAUUAUCAUUUCACUUGCACUGUGUCUCUGUUCUGAAGUUGGUGGGGUCCUCCCUAUAAUGCCUACACAGAGAGUCUCCACUCAAAAGAGGUACCUUUGUCAGGCAUCAGAUACAUAAAAGGGUGGGGAAUUCACUGGUUGAAGUAUAUAAAAAGGGUUGGGUAAUGUCAUUUCAGCCUGUAGAAGUACCUAAAAGUGAAGAAAACUUGCUGGUUUGAUGAUUUAAGACAGUGCAUUUACAGCAAUUAAAAGGGAUGUAGCAUUCUAAAUUUGCAGAAGGGGUAACUUGCUCUUCACUGUCUAAAAUCUUAUGUAAUGGAGCCUCGCCGUAUAAACCUUUGUUGAGUGCCCCCUCCACCAUGUCACCUGUCAAAAUUGUGGUUUUAACAAUAUCGGGGCUUCAUGUAGGUGAAGGGCUUUGUUCAUUCAAUUUGGAGAGGAUAUGAUGUGUUUUAGUUACAGGGGUGGAGGGUGGAUUCAAAUUUGAAGGCAGGGAUGGGGGGAAAAUUAAUGAGUCUUUAUACAGAGAGUCAGAAGAUUAAGUUGCUGUAUUGCUUGAACCCUGUUUCCUAUUUUAAGGAGUAGUAUUGCUACUGACGUAAAAAGCCAUCUAAACAGAAUAAUCUGGAAUGAUAUUGUUCUUAAAUAAGUUAAUUGAAUUGAGGGAUUGGAUUUGAAUAGUGUAUAGUAUAUACCGUUUGUAGUUCGCAUAAAUUUUUACUGUUUCGUGUCUUGGUAUUCAGAGUGAUGCUAUUGUUAAAAUGAGUUGGAAAAAAGGGGAAAAAACUGGUUGUGGAAUUUAUCCACAGAAUCAAACUGCAAGAUCUAUAGCUUAUAUUGAGUGCAAAUUAUUUUUGUUCAGUGAACAAAUGAUAUUAAGUUACAUUACCAUAGUGUCUGAAAAAAGAUCUUGAAUAGUGCUUUUGUUUUGAAAAGAUAAGUUUGAUUUAAUAAUUUAAACAGUGCUCUUUGUUGUCUGGUUUUAAAGCAGGUUCUGGUUAGGGAUUUGUCAUAAAUACCUGAAAUUUACAGUGUGUCAUAAACUUUGAAUAUUAUAUAUUCUUUGUGAACCUGGAUUUAAGUAUAAUCAUCUUUGAAAGUUUGAAAUCAAUAUUGUGCACCAGGUAUAGCCUUCUGGAAUAUUCCAUAGUAGUGUGGUAACUUUAAUUUCUCCUCCAGUGAACUUGGUAAUUGUUAAUCUGCCUAAACAUCAGACAAANUUGUGGAAUUUAUCCACAGAAUCAAACUGCAAGAUCUAUAGCUUAUAUUGAGUGCAAAUUAUUUUUGUUCAGUGAACAAAUGAUAUUAAGUUACAUUACCAUAGUGUCUGAAAAAAGAUCUUGAAUAGUGCUUUUGUUUUGAAAAGAUAAGUUUGAUUUAAUAAUUUAAACAGUGCUCUUUGUUGUCUGGUUUUAAAACAGGUUCUGGUUAGGGAUUUGUCAUAAAUACCUGAAAUUUACAGUGUGUCAUAAACUUUGAAUAUUAUAUAUUCUUUGUGAACCUGGAUUUAAGUAUAAACAUCUUUGAAAGUUUGAAAUCAAUAUUGUGCACCAGGUAUAGCCUUCUGGAAUAUUCCAUAGUAGUGUGGUAACUUUAAUUUCUCCUCCAGUGAACUUGGUAAUUGUUAAUCUGCCUAAACAUCAGACAAAAACAUAACAAUGGAGCUUAGUUGAAUAUAACACAAGUUAAUAGACUAAUUUAUGCACAGUUAGUUGUUAGUCAUACCUGCCAGUUAAAUACCUGUCUGGUUUUUUGUUGUCCAUUUUUGAGUAAUGCAUCAUGUACAUUCAAUCUCUCCAUUUCAUUGUUUAACUUUGUCUUGUUAUUUUGGCCAAGACCAUGUGCACAUGGCUGAAUUCUUCUGUGAAGGGUUUAAUGAAAAAAGUGUAAAUAUUUAUUCUGACCACGUGGUAAAAGUACUUGAAGUUAUUUCUUUAAUAGAUGUCAUGUUUUCAUUCUUUUGAUUUUCAACAAUAUCGAAGUUUUGUAACAUUUUGUUUAGAAAUGUGUUUAAGUUAAAAUUGCAGUUACAGUAAGUGGUAAGUAGGUAUUUUUUCUUUGAAGUUUCAAGUCUGUUGAUGAAACCACUUUAGGGGUACCUAAACAUGGUACAGUACUACAAGCACUUUUUUACAGAACAUUUUCCUCACUAAUAAUUUAAGUACUACUAAAGAAGUUAAUGGUUUUAGACUAGAUGGGAUGAAAAUAAUGUCACAUUGUAUUUCAUGGGGCAAGCAAGUGAUAAAAUUUGCCAAUAUGAGUAAUCAUGGUCAAGUUAAAAAUGAGACCAUGAUUUAAUAGUCGUUCAAAAUGUUAAGGUUAAGAUUUGAUAAGAUUUAAGACACCACUGUUUGCUGUGAGGAUAUCUACGGUUGCUACUGCAUCCAAAAUGUAACAGUGAUCACUUCCUCCCAUAAUUUGGCAUUAGAUGUAAAUGUUUAGGUUAAAUGUUCUUCAUUUUCCGUUGUCUGGAAUAAACAAACUCAACUAUGAUUUACAAAUUUUUUUCACCUGUUUGCCCCCUGAAAUACCACAUGACAUUGCUUUUAUCCCAUUGGUCCUUUAGCACGGGCAAAGAUGGCAGGUGUCCUAAAUAAGCUCUGUUAAAAGCCAACCUGAAAGCUGAGCAAAGAAAACAAAGCUGCUGUUGCAAAUUGCACACCAUUUAAUUAAGGAUUUAUUGAGAAAUUAUUUUUUAUGAUCCUAGAAUAGGUUUAUGUUUGGGUAUUUAUAGAACAGAUAGAUGACUUUUUACCAAAAAUAUUGUCACUGCACCUAUCUCUUGGUUUUUGCUUUGUACAUUUGCAUCAGUCAAGACAAAUGUUUUCCUUUCAGAGGGUACAAAUUGCUGAAUUAAGAAACCUUUUAAUUCUCUAAGUACUGGUAGUUUAGUGAACACUGUCCCACUCUGACGACCAGUGAAAAGUAAGCUUAGAAUCUUAGAAUCUUUACUAUUCAUGACUAUGAAUAAUGUUGGUGAGGAGAGAACAAGAAUUCAUGAGAUUCGUUUUGACAAAUAAUUAGGGCCAGCAGACAAAGGAAACUGAAAAUUAAAAAAUAGAGAUAUAUAUAUACUGGGUUGAAAUGCAUUAUGAUGUGAUCUUUAGUUCAUGAUUUGGUAAUUAUUCUUUCACAUUGAAGGAUUAAUUAAAUACUUACCUUUUGAGGCAAGUGCUGAGAUUUUUGUCUUGUCAUGACUGGGAUUUUCAAAUACCUCCCAGCAGCUUCUGAAGAUUUGGGAAGACCUCAAAAUAUUGCCAAAAAUGAAUGAAGAUAUUCUGACGACCUUUGAGCACUUCCGCAGCUAUUUACUAGUAAAAGGCAAGAAGGUUAGCAUGUGAUACAGUUAGGACAGAAAGUCAACAUGAAGUGCCUUUUUGGGAUAUUGUUGGGGAAAUUGAUUGGAAUUUUCAUUAUCAAUCAUGUGCUAAAGAAAAAUUUGUCUGGAUUUGUGAUUAAGGUGUGAGAAAUUAUUGUCUUUGAUGCAUGAGAUCAAUGUGUUAAGUUCACAGAUGUGAGACUUGUUGAUAUAAUGCGUGAGAGUUGGCCAUUAUGUCAAAUUGUUGUUGGUAGUAAAGCGUAACGGACAUCUGAUUAUUGAGUAAAUUAAUAAUUUUUUCAAUGAUUUAUUAACCACACAAAAUUUACCUGAGAUAAUAAAAUAAAAUAAAAUAACUAUUUUACAGCUCCAAUAGCUAACACUAACAACAACAAAAAAGCACUAACAAUACAAAAUAAAUAAAUAACUAUAGUUCUUACAACAAUUCCUACUAAUCACUAAGGUCACUAAGAUAACAAUGACACUAUAUCACAUCUAAGUACUUAGUACUUAAAUUGAUAAUUUUUUAAGUUGACCAAUGUUAUUACAUCUCUUUGCAGAGUUCUUAAGCAGUCUGUUACGUGAAAGCAAAGAUUUCGCUGUUAAACAGCUUUUGAUGCAUCUUCCGUUACUCAACCCACGGAAUGAUGAGGCCAGAUAUCAAUAUCUUCAGUUACUCUCAAAGAUUCUUCACCAUACAGUAGAACACUCCAUUCACCAAGAAGAAUGUCGACAGCUCUUGUCACUCUCAGUAGUUCAUCCUGCUUUCCCUCCCGAGGAAAGGACAACACUUCACAGCUGGCUGAGCCAACUCGACAAGAGUCUUGGUGUUCAAGAGAGACUUCAUGUUACCAAUUCUUGUAUAUCAGAAAACUCUGAUGUGUUACCCAACACUGGCUGUGAGAAUCUUGUGAGGCAGAACUACAUGCGUAACAGGAUGAAUGGCUGGCGAAAUCAGCAACUUGUUCAUGUGGACUCUGGACUUGGUGGUUCGUUUGAAUCACCUCCAGUUCCAUCACCUCAUCUUUCAGUUUCAUCCUCUAUGAGGAAAAGCAGGUCAAAUUCACUCACCCCUCCACCCCCUGUUGAUGUUCAAGACUCCAUUAUAGAGGAUUAUGUGGAAACCAAUAAUAUUGAAAUACGUCCGGGCAGGUCCCAGUCUUUUCCGGUGGAUCCUCAUAGAUUAAAUCACUCACUGUCACCUCAGUCAUCGCUUGAAAGUGAAUUUGAUGAAAAUGGAUGUCGGCAAAGAGGAGGCAGUUUCAAUGAAGAUGCACGUCCUGGCAUGAAAGGUUAGAUUGACUUGGUUGAUACCAAGCUUUGAUUUCUUGCAACUCUACCCUUCCCAAAUAUACCAGUAUGAAUGAGUUUGGUAGUAUCUUGACUACUACUUGCUUAUUGCACUGGUUCUUUGUUGAUCUCAUCUACAGACCACCUCAAAAAAAUGACUCUGCGGGUGCAGUCACUGCUGGGUACUCCUUGGUAAUUUAUGUCUUCAUUUGUAAGUGCUUGAAAGAAUUAAAAUUCUUUCUUCUGAAUUGCAGAUGUUGGAUCAUGGUUGAAGAAUCUAAGAUUGCACAAGUAUGGUAGUCUGUUUUCUCAGCUCUCUUAUGAAGAAAUGCUUGGACUCAAUGAGGAAUACUUGGAAAGCAAGGUAAUUUGUCAUUUCAGGUAGUGUUAAAAGUGGCAAAGGUUUUGGUCUGAUAUCACAUUAAGAGGCUGUUUACAUGGUGUGAGGAGCAUCCUUGCACCAGAAAGAUCUUAGAAAGUGGAACAACUUUUUGUUGGGUUUACAUGCAGAAAUUUCAGUCUGUGUGGUUAUCAACUAGAGAAGGAAUAAAAUAUGGCAGGUGACAAAAACAAACAUGGAAUUUGGGGCCCUUCUGCUCUCUUCACUUGCAUUAGUAACUACCUUUCAACAGCAACUGGCAGUUCGUCAGCUCUUGGGAACGCUAAACGAAAUUGUCAGCCUUUAUUGCUGUGAUUACCCACUGAACAACCCAGUACCAUUUUUGUCUGGUUUGUCCCUAGUAAUAGGAUCUUCCUAGCAAAAGCAGUUUACAUGGGAAUAGGACUGUUCUCUUGCUAGAAUCUUCCUACCUCUCACUUAGCUAGGAAGAUCCUACGGCUAGGGACAUGAACAACCCUUUGCAUGUACAGUUAACUUUCGCCUUGCGGACACCCCGUUAUAACGAGUACAGCGGCUACAUCCCAGGCAAAAAUAAAUUAUAGAUGUUUGACUGAAAAACAACUCCCACUACUAUGGGCUCUGGCUAAUGAGGAUACUGACUCAAGGUCCCUACAGUGUCCGCUCUAAAGGGAGUUCACUGUAAACUGAAUACCGAAAACAUGGUGCUAGGAUGAUUCACCUUCGGGGUUCUUUCUUCCUUAAUGUAAACAGCCCCUAAAUAAACAAGCAGUUUUAAAAAGCAGUGGAGUGGCAUAACUAAAAAAUAUUAGAACCGUCUCUCCCUACAUGUAAAAUGGUGCUUGGAUCAUUUUGGUCCAGAAAAUUGGAGAUGAACACUAACCUUUAAAACUACCCUCAAAAUUUAAUUAUGUUUCAUAUUUUUGUCUUGAAACGUUAAGGAGCUUUUGAACACAAAUGACUUUAGGUAAUAGUCCAGCAAACUCAAAACGAAGGAGAAAGGAACGAAGACUUAAGUUGACAGCAGGACUUAAAAAAGAAAAGUGAUGCAAAAAGCAAUUGCAGCCUCUGCUGUACUGUUUGUAGUAAAAACCGCUUAAGGUUGUCAGUAUUUUUACUGGAAUUUUAUUUUUUUUUAACAGGGUGUAACCAAAGGAGCUAGGAACAAGAUUCUAUUGAGUAUUAAAAAACUCUCCGAAAGAGGAGAAUCAUUGUCACGUCUGGAAAAGGUAACAUGAUUUUCACAGGAUUAAUUGAAGUCCAUGGUAACAGGCAGUUUCAAAAUUUAGUGUUAGCAGCAAGUUUUGUGCAUACAUCUUUGAAUGAGCAUGUUGUUAUGGUAAAUUCUCUUUUCUCUGUUAAUUACACCCCCUCUCUCAAAUAAGCUCCCUCCUCUAAGUAAAUAGAAAAUUUUGGAUUCAUUAUUAAUAUUAGCUGGCAUAGUGUCAAAUUACUGUAAAUCCUCUAUUAAACUGCCAGGGGGUUUUGAGGGGGGGCUUAAUAGAGAUUGGUUGGCGGGGGGAGGGUUAUUUUACAAUUUAGCAAAGAUGGUGGUAUCAGGUCUCCAUAAGGAACUACAGUGAAAAGUGGAAAGGCUCAAGUGCAAUAUUGUUUUGUUGCUGUUACUUUUUUUUCCAGGAAGUACUUCAACCUGGUAAACUACAAGGAGUAUUGAGUGGACUGAAAGAAAUAUUAAUCACACCGAUAAAACCAUUUAACCCUUCUUCUCCGGAGGCAGCACUCCAUGUGCCUUACCCACCAACACUGACGCCUGAUCAACCAGCUCCAAAUGUUCCCCCACACCCUGACGAUUUAGCUUCUAGAAUAACAAGAGUUUUGGGUAAAGGUGAGUGGGCUAGCAAUAUUAGAGUUGACCCAGGCUGGCCCUGCGAGCAAGCUCUCCAUUUCGAGUGUUGAGCGACAAGCAGUUUUUAACACAUGGAGUUGUUGAUGCAAUAACGAUGUCAAAAACCGUGAUCACCAGCAUAGUUAUCUUUCCCCCAUGUUCUAAUAGGUAAUCAAAUGGUAGUCAUUUUUACUUGUGAACACACUUUAUACUUAUUCAUUAAAGCUUUGUUCUUUGUUGUUAUCUCAUUGAUCAGCUUGCACCCAGAUUCUUGUGUCAAGAGCAGAUGAGGAACACUGUAAUGCUUACCUUCUGCUUCUUGAUAGAGUUCUUAUGCUAGAGGUAAUGCUACUGACCAGGAUUUGAAUUUUUUCUAUCCUAAACCAUGUUUCAUACAUUUAUUGUUUACUCUUUCCUCUGUUGCUGUUUUUCUGUUUUUACCCAAUUAUUAGUUUGAGGUCUUAGAGUUUCAAGGUAAUUUUGUACUUUGCAAAGUAAUGACUCAGAUAUUGUGAUACAGCUUAACUUUUUAACAGCAAGUGCUGAGGAGGUGCUUCUAACAAGAAAAAGAAAAGAAGACAGUUACAUUAAAAAUGUUUUACUGAAGAAUGAGGGUACUUUUAUGAAUAAAUUUUUUUGAGUUUUCUGUCAAUGCAAGCAACUAUUAUUUGACUAUUGAAAUAUUUCCAGUAAAUAAAACAUGGCCCAAAGAGCAUGAAAUGGGACAUAAGAAUCUUGAAAUCUGGUUUCUCUGCCAGGCAUUUACUCCCUCCCAGAAAGGAAGAAUUCAGUCAUGGAAACAAGAGUGUCAGAGACUGGUGAGACAACGGCGACCAUCACAUGAAAACCGACAAAGGGGGUAAGAUCCAGUGGUUGUGUUACUGAAUUUGUUGCCUAUUGUACUGUUGGUUAUUGGGUGAAUUAGCAUAACGAUGGCGGCAUGACAUGUCUGUUUGCAUGUCCAUUUCAAAUUUGAAAUCCACAGUGAGAAUCAAAAGCGAUUAAAUGCCAACUGAAAAGUAUGCCUUUUUGCACUGAGCUUUCAUGAUUUAUGUUAUUAAUUUUGUUUUUCUUUUCUGCCCUUGUGACAUAUUGUAAUCUACUUAGUAAUCUUUUGUAAUAGACAGUGCAAAAAAUAGAAAAUCUGAAUCUGGAUGACCUGUGGUGUUGUGUAAUUAAAUAGGUUGCCUCUGGAGAUGUUUUAUUGAGUCAGUCAUGCGUGGUUGUUGAUUGAGUUACAUUUGUUGUUGUGUAACUAAGAAAAGCUUACCUGUGGUAUAGUUGUUGGGUUACCUCCAGGGUAUAGCCUGCAAAAACAGUUAUCUCCCCCUACUUCUUACUGCUAAGGAUGUUUUGCAAGGAGGGACGUCUGCCCCUUCACCAACAGAAAUUUCAUGCUGAUGAGGUAAAAUCUGUCCACAGUCUUGUCAGGAGCUCUGAUUGGUUGACGUAGUAGUUAUAUUGUUUUAGCUAUUCUUUUACAAACGACAGUCAAAAAGCAAACUGUCACAAAGGUCACAUGUAAACGCGAUGAAUUUACUACAAAACAGGCAAUAUUUGUGAAAUACAUCCACUUAAGAAGGAAGGAGAAGAAGGAUUUCAGUUUUGCUGGAGCCAUAAUCGACCAGUAGAAACAUAAAAUCGAUAAUUGUACAUUUCGACUGAAAGGACUACUAGCGUAAUUAUGAAGACAUUUAUUUUGUCAUCACUAUGGAAUUUCUGUCACUGAGGCACAGACAUCCCUCCUGGGGAAAUGCCCCUUGCAUGGAGGAGCAAGGGGGGAUGGCUGUUUUCGCAGGCUACCUCCAGUGUUGUGUUGUUGAGUUGCUCACUUAAAAACACUAAACUGCUUUAAAGUGAAUCGGUGGAGUUUUUGUCAUUGUAUCUAAAUUGUUGCUAUUAUUCUUGGUGUAGGUGGUACAACAUGGGACAUAAUUCAGGGGACUCCAUUGGAGGGAACAUAGGACCUUCUGCAGGUUCAGGGGGCAUAAAUAAACGCCAUAGAGGCUCACCUCGUAAUGCUGCAAAGAAUUCUGCUGGUCAGCUUCGAAGUAGCAACAGUGCUGAGACACAAAUGCACUCUAAACCACGGCUGGUAAGCUGAAUCAAUUUUCACCUUUAUUUUUUUUUUGUCAAUUUUUAUUAGAAUUGACAUUUUGAGCACCCUGCGAGUGGGCAUCCUUUUGUUUUCUUGAGGGAGGAAGAGAUAAGGAGGCUAUGCCUGAAUAACAUCAAACCUUUGAAGUCGGCACAGCCCACACUUCUAGAAUAGUCAAUCUUGUUCGCCUCUUUCAAGUGCUAGCACUUGACGUUGAUUGUGAGCUCAUUGAGUAUGAGCAUCCGUUAUUAAUAAACUGGUGAUCAUAACCGAGCUCACAGUAGGCCUUGGUGCAAUACUAUAUUCUAGCAGUAUGCCAUGCUUUAGCCUGUAAAUAGGCAAUCUGUUUGAAGGGAAGAAGGUAGAAUUACAGUCCAAAUGUUUGUCACCAGGCUCUCACCGUCUUCCUUCCCCCUCCUCGCAAUUUUUUCACCCUUUCCCAAAACAGAGAGCCUGUUCACAGGCUAGCCACGGAUGCUCAACAGACAUCUUAUUUGAUUCAUGCAGAGUCUUUCUCAAGUGCGCUAAGAUAGAGCGAGCAAAAGAAAGACUCUGCUGGGAGAGUGCAUUUGGAGUUAAUAAUUGGUGUUGCUUUUCCGUUAGGUAAGAGCACAUGCUGUUGUUGGAAGAACAAAGUCACUUCCUGUAAAACCAACCCAACAGACAAGUGUUGUCUUACCACAGCAGCGUAUGUAG